Molecule: messenger RNA, 885 nt
Organism: Arvicanthis niloticus (Nile rat)
Lineage: Eukaryota; Metazoa; Chordata; Mammalia; Rodentia; Muridae
Product: cytochrome P450 4F5-like
Molecular function (GO): monooxygenase activity; iron ion binding; oxidoreductase activity, acting on paired donors, with incorporation or reduction of molecular oxygen
Source: RefSeq, a predicted model, not a curated record
AUGGGCUUCCUGAGUUCUGGUGAGAAGUGGAACCGACAUCGCCGUCUGCUGACACCUGCCUUCCACUUUGACAUCCUGAAGCCCUAUGUCAAGAUUUUUAACCAGAGUGUGAACAUCAUGCACGCCAAGUGGAAGCACCUAUCCUUGGAAGGCAGUGCACGUCUGGAAAUGUUUGAGAACAUCAGCCUCAUGACCUUGGACAGUCUGCAGAAAUGCCUCUUUGGCUAUGACAGCAACUGUCAGGGGUCUCCUAGUGAAUACAUUUCUGCCAUCUUGGAACUCAGCUCCCUCAUAAUAAAAAGGUCAUAUCAGCUCUUGAUGUACGUGGACUUCCUGUACUACCACACUGCUGAUGGACGGCGCUUCCGCAAGGCUUGUGAUCUGGUGCACAACUUCACAGAUGCCGUCAUCAGGGAGAGACGUCGCACUCUCUCCAGCCAAAGUGUUGAUGAGUUCCUGAAGUCCAAGACUAAGUCUAAGACUUUGGACUUCAUUGAUGUACUCUUGUUGGCCAAGGAUGAACAUGGAAAGGAGCUGUCCAUUGAGGACAUCAGGGCAGAGGCUGACACCUUUAUGUUUGGAGGUCAUGACACCACAGCCAGUGCACUCUCCUGGAUCCUGUACAACCUGGCAAGGCACCCAGAAUACCAGGAGCGCUGCAGGCAGGAGGUUCUGGAGCUGCUGAAGGACCGAGAGACUGAAGAGAUUGAAUGGUGGGCAUGGAAGUCUUUGCUGUUACAGCUUCUGGUCACCAUGCUCAUUGCUGCAUUGCUUACAGGGUGUGUCUGUGUAGCUAAGGCUGACUUACAAAGUCUGAACACCUUUGCUUUCAGGGACUACAUGCCCAGUUUGACAUCUUCAUUUAAUGAAUUUUGUUUCACAUAG